Molecule: messenger RNA, 444 nt
Organism: Olea europaea var. sylvestris
Lineage: Eukaryota; Viridiplantae; Streptophyta; Magnoliopsida; Lamiales; Oleaceae
Product: ankyrin repeat-containing protein NPR4-like
Exons: 4
Coding region: 1-444 (147 amino acids)
Source: RefSeq, a predicted model, not a curated record
AUGGUUGUAUCUACUCUCAUAGCCACAGUUGUGUUUGCUGCAAUUUUUACCGUACCAGGAGGAAACGUUUCGGGUCCUGCUUUUCAAAUGCAGAGAGAAUUACAGUGGUUUCAGGAGGUGGAAAAAAUUGUGAACGAUAAAUGGAAGUGGCAAAUGAACUCACAAGGAAAAACACCAAGGGAAUUGUUCACAGAAACUCACAAAGAUUUGCGCGAAAAGAGCGAACAAUGGAUGAAGGAUACAUCAAACUCAUGCAUGGUUGUAUCUACUCUCAUAGCCACAGUUGUGUUUGCUGCAAUUUUUACCGUACCAGGAGGAAACACAACUGACAAUGGCGUAAUGAUGCUUCUAUCUAAAUAUUCUGUUAGCAUGGUUUUAAAUGAAAGAAUACCUAUCCACCUAUGGCCCCAGCAUGAUACUAACCCUGAUGCAUCAGUAGUUUAA